Perca flavescens (yellow perch) is the source of this 810-nucleotide messenger RNA. Its product is annotated as E3 ubiquitin-protein ligase RNF182. The coding region runs from base 1 to 810 and encodes 269 amino acids. NCBI's taxonomy places the organism in Eukaryota, Metazoa, Chordata, Actinopteri, Perciformes, Percidae. Gene Ontology annotation, molecular function: metal ion binding. The record is from RefSeq and is a predicted model, not a curated record. The transcript is spliced from 2 exons.
AUGAAGGACAGCGCAGCAGAGACAACUGGAGUGGAGGAGGGGGAGUCACACACAUUGGGACGAGACCAUGACUUGAAGAUGAGCGGUUCUCCGGCUGAGUUAGAGGAGAAGGACUGUCCUCCACCAGAGGAAUUAGAGUGUAAAAUCUGUUACCAACGCUACAAUGCCCACAAACGCAAGCCUAAGAUCCUGGACUGCCUUCACCGGGUCUGUGCCCGCUGCCUCAUUAAGAUCCUGGACAUUGCUGACGGGGCAGGCUUCGUCUCCUGCCCCUUUUGCCGACACCAAACCGAGAUCACAGAGUACGAGGUGUCUGCCCUCCCUGAUGAUGCAAUCAUCAUGUCCCACUUGGCAAUGCGGGACAAAUCCUGGAGCACAGACCACAACAGGGAGGUGGUUUUGACUCCAACGGGUUUCUGCUCCUCCAGCCCAUCUCACGAUUCCUCCAACUGCCUGGUCAUCACUAUAAUGGAAGUGCAGAGGGACUCACAGCACUCCCCAAGCCGAAACGGCAGCUCCGACAUCUAUGCUGAGCAGAGCCUGGACUCAGUAUCAAUGGACUCCAAUGGACAGGCUGAUCAGGACGCUCUGUCCAAGUUCUGUAAUCACGUCCCACGCAUCCUGGUCUGGUUGCUGGGUUUCUUGUACUUUGGCUCACUGCCUCUAGGAAUCUACUUGUUGGUGAUCCAGAGAGUGACACUGGGUAUUGUAUGUGUUAGCUUGGUGCCAUCAAGUCUGACAGUUUGCCUGGUCUAUGGGUUCUGCCAGUGUCUGUGCCAGGGCAUGUGUGACUGCUACUCCAGGGGCUGA